Messenger RNA from Pteronotus mesoamericanus, 3147 nucleotides. It is a transcript of the gene TLR3, whose product is annotated as toll like receptor 3. The transcript is spliced from 6 exons. Gene Ontology annotation, cellular component: plasma membrane. NCBI's taxonomy places the organism in Eukaryota, Metazoa, Chordata, Mammalia, Chiroptera, Mormoopidae. Gene Ontology annotation, biological process: toll-like receptor signaling pathway; immune response; inflammatory response. Gene Ontology annotation, molecular function: transmembrane signaling receptor activity; protein binding. The coding region runs from base 53 to 2770 and encodes 905 amino acids. The record is from RefSeq and is a predicted model, not a curated record.
AAGCAGAGGCCCCAGGAUCAGAGCUCAGAGCAGGGAUUCCAGGGACAAAAUCAUGAGCCGGAGUCUGCUGCAUCCUAUCUCCUGCUUUUUGGGGCUGUUGCCCUUUUGGACACUGUGUGCGUCUUCUGCCAACAGAUGUGCUGUUUGGCAUGAAGUAGCCGACUGCAGUCAUCUGAAGCUGACUCAAAUACCUGAUGACCUGCCGGCAAACAUAACAGUGUUGAACCUUACCCACAAUCAGCUCAAAAAAUUACCACCUGCCAAUUUUACAAGAUACAGCCAACUUACUAUCUUGGAUGGAGGAUUUAACUCUAUCUCAAAACUGGAGCCAGAAUUAUGCCAAAAACUCCCCUUGUUGGAAAUUUUAAACAUCGAACACAAUGAGCUAUCUCAACUUUCUGAUAAAACCUUUAAAUUCUGCCUGAAUUUGAUUGAACUCCAUCUUAGGUCCAACUCAAUCCAGAAAAUUCAAAAUAAUCCCUUUAAAAACCUGAAGAAUUUAAUCAAAUUAGAUCUGUCUCAUAAUGGUUUACCAUCUACUAAACUAGGGACUGAGCUCCAACUGGAAAAUCUUCAAGAACUUCUAUUAUCAAAUAAUAAAAUUAAAGUACUAAGACAUGAAGAACUUGAUUUCCUUGGCAAUUCUUCUUUAAAAAAAUUAGAGUUGUCGUCAAAUCCAAUUAAAGAGUUCUCUCCAGGGUGUUUUCACGCAAUUGGGAAAUUAUUUGGUCUCUCUCUGAACAAUGUCCAGCUGGGGUCCAAUCUCACAGAGCAGCUCUGUCUGGAAUUAUCGAACACAAGCAUUCAGAAUCUGUCCCUGAGCAGCACCCAGCUGUCCAGAGCAAGCAAUGUGACAUUUGCUGGACUAAAGCUGACGAACCUCACUGUGCUUGAUCUUUCCCACAACAACUUAAAUACGAUCGACAAUGAUUCCUUUGCUUGGCUUCCACAUCUAAAGUAUCUCUUCCUGGAGUAUAAUAAUAUAAGACACUUGUCUUCUCACUCCUUUCAUGGGCUUUUAAAUGUGAGAUACCUGAACUUGCGACACUCUUUUACUAAACAAAGCAAUUCCCUUGCUUUGCUUCCCAAGAUCGAUAAUUUUUCCUUUCAAUGGCUAAAAAAUUUGGAGUAUCUUAACAUGGAUGAUAACAACCUUCCAGGUGUAAAAAGUGAUAUGUUCACGGGACUCAUCAAGCUGAAAUAUUUAAGUCUAUCUAACUCCUUCACAAGUUUGCAAACUUUAACCAAUGAAACCUUUGUAUCACUUGUUCAUUCUCCUUUACUGAUGCUCAACCUAAGCAAAAAUAAAAUCUCAAAAUUGGAGAGCAGUGCCUUUGCUGGGUUGGGCAGCCUAAAGGUGCUUGACCUUGGCAUUAAUGAAAUAGGGCAAGAACUCACAGGUGAGGAAUGGAGAGGUCUAGACAGUAUCGUAGAACUCUACCUUUCCUACAACAAGUACCUGCAACUGACUAGCAGCUCAUUUACUUUGGUUCCAAGCCUUCGACAGCUGAUGCUCCGAAGGGUGGCCCUUAAAAUUGUGGACAGACCCCCUUCGCCUUUUCACCCUCUUCGUAACCUGACCAUCCUCGAUCUAAGCAACAACAACAUCGCCAACAUAAACGAUGACCUUUUGGAGGGUCUGGAAAACCUGGAAAUUCUGGAUUUGCAGCAUAACAACUUAGCUCGGCUCUGGAAACAUGCAAACCCUGGUGGCCCUGUUCAUUUCCUACAGGGUCUUUCUCACCUCCACAUCCUCAAUUUAGAGUCUAAUGGUUUUGAUGAGAUUCCAGUAGAUGUCUUCAAGGACUUAUUUCAGUUAAAGAGCAUAAAUUUAGGGUUGAAUAAUUUAAACAUACUUCCACAGUCCGUCUUUGAUAACCAGGCAUCGUUAAGGUCACUGAACCUCCAGAAGAAUCUCAUCACAUCAGUUGAGAAGAAUGUUUUUGGGCCAGCUUUCAAGAACCUGAGUAAUUUAGAUAUGAGCUUUAAUCCGUUUGAUUGUACGUGUGAAAGUAUUGCCUGGUUUGUUAGUUGGAUCAAUGGUACCCAUACCAACAUCUCUGAGCUAUCAAGCCAUUACCUCUGCAAUACCCCACCUCAAUAUCAUGGUUCUCCAGUGAAGCUGUUUGAUAUAUCACCCUGCAAAGACAGCGCACCCUUUGAACUCCUUUUCAUGAUAAAUACCAUCUUCCUAUUGAUUUUUAUCUCUAUGGCAUUGUUCAUCCAUUUGGAAGGCUGGAGGAUAUCUUUUUAUUGGAAUGUUUUAGUGCAUCGAGCUCUUGGUUUUAAAGAAAUUGAUAGACAGCCAGAGCAGUUUGACUAUGCAGCAUACAUAAUUCAUGCCUAUGAAGAUAGGGAUUGGGUUUGGGAACAAUUCUCCCCAAUGGAAGAAAAAGACCAAACACUCAGGUUUUGCCUGGAAGAAAGGGACUUUCAGGCAGGUGUUCUUGAACUUGAAGCUAUUGUCAAUAGCAUCAAAAGGAGCAGAAAAACUAUUUUUGUUAUAACACAGAAUCUAUUAAAAGACCCAUUAUGCAAAAGAUUCAAGGUGCACCAAGCAGUUCAGAAAGCUAUUGAACAAAACCUGGACUCCAUUAUCUUGAUCUUUCUUGAAGAGAUUCCAGAUUAUAAACUGAACCACGCACUCUGUUUACGAAGAGGAAUGUUUAAAUCUCACUGCAUCUUGAACUGGCCAGUUCAGAUGGAACGAAUCAAUGCCUUUCAUCAUAAAUUGCAAGUAGCACUUGGAUCCAGAAAUUUAGUCCAUUAAACUCAUUGAAGGACUACGGGAACAAAAGAGUGAGAGCAUUAGAUCACCAUGACCUCUCUUCUAUGGAAAUACAUCUCCUUAUUCCAGACCUUUCAUCACCAAAGGACUUAAUUUGACCCCCCCCAAAAAAAAACCCAUAUAGGAAUAUCCUCUACUAAUGAAUAGAUAUAAUUGGUUAAUGAGGCCAAUUAAAACUUAACAAAGUUUUAAAAUAUUUCUCAUUUAAUAAAGUAAGAGUUAUGUGAACAUUUGUAAUAGUUAUAUUUGGAUUUUUGGAUGUACUCAUAAUAGAAUAAAAAGUAAUUGUUUUAAUUGGCACAGUUAUUGCAACUGUAAAAGAGUAAAAUAUAUACCCAUAUUUUUCAAAGUUUAAUUAC